This is a messenger RNA of Suncus etruscus (white-toothed pygmy shrew), 1422 nucleotides long. It is a transcript of the gene PLPP7, whose product is annotated as phospholipid phosphatase 7 (inactive). Bases 67 to 891 code for a protein of 274 amino acids. The record is from RefSeq and is a predicted model, not a curated record. Lineage: Eukaryota; Metazoa; Chordata; Mammalia; Eulipotyphla; Soricidae. The transcript is spliced from 2 exons. Gene Ontology annotation, cellular component: nuclear envelope. Gene Ontology annotation, molecular function: sphingosine-1-phosphate phosphatase activity.
UCCCGGAGUAAACAGAGCUGCAGGCGCUGGGGACAAGGUGGCCGGGCUGGCUCCGCGCGCGUCAUCAUGCCGGCCUCGCAGAGCCGGGCCCGGGCCCGCAGCAACGUGCUCCACCGGGCCGAGUUCCUCUCCCUGAAUCAGCCCCCCAAGGGCGCCGCCCCCGAACCCCGCACGACGGCCGGGAGGAAGCCCGCCGCGGGGCCCGGGCCGCAGCCCUCUCCAGCACCCGGUGGGGACGGGGCCCGUGAGCGGCGCCAAUCGCAGCAGCUGCCCGAGGAGGACUGCAUGCAGCUGAACCCCUCGUUCAAGGGCAUCGCCUUCAACUCCCUGCUGGCCAUUGACAUCUGCCUGUCCAAGCGGCUGGGCGUGUGCGCGGGCCGGGCCGCGUCCUGGGCCGGGGCCCGCUCCAUGGUCAAGCUCAUCGGCGUCACGGGCCACGGCGUGCCCUGGAUCGGGGGCACCAUCCUCUGCCUGGUGAAGAGCAGCACUCUGGCCGGCCAGGAGGUGCUCAUGAACCUGCUUCUGGCCCUCCUCCUGGACAUCAUGACAGUGGCCGGCGUGCAGAAGCUCAUCAAACGACGUGGCCCGUUUGAGACGAGUCCCAGCCUGCUGGACCACCUCACCAUGGACGUGUACGCCUUCCCCGCGGGCCACGCCAGCCGCGCCGCCAUGGUGUCCAAGUUCUUCCUCAGCCACCUGGUGCUGGCCGUGCCCCUGCGUGUGCUGCUGGUGCUAUGGGCCUUCUGCGUGGGGCUGUCGCGCGUCAUGAUCGGCCGCCACCACAUCACUGACGUGCUCUCGGGCUUCCUCAUCGGCUACUUCCAGUUCCGCCUGGUGGAGCUGGUCUGGAUGUCCUCUAACACCUGCCAAAUGCUUAUUUCUGCCUGGUGAACUGCCGCCGCCACCAGCACCAUCGAGAUCCGGGGGGCACCCCAAGAGGGAGAAGGAGGAAGCAGGAGGACCGCCCCAACUCUGCCCAUCAAAGCCUCCGCUAAGGCUGGUUGUGACAUGAAGCUUCCAGGCUGGACACGAGGGUCACUGGGUGGUGGGUGGCUGUGGGGCUCAGCUCUGUUUCUUCUUGGGAGAUCACAGACAGGAACUGGGAGGGACAGGAUGUAGGCCUGCUCUGGCCUCCCCAUGGACCGUGAGGCUUCGCAGUACCAGGCCUCAAAGGUGCCCCCGCUAGCAUGUGGUGCUUGGUGGUCAUCAAGCGCUGCCAUGCCCACUGGCCCCAGACCCUGCCUGACACUUCAAACAGAGACAUGGCCUGUGGUCCAUUUGUUUGGGAAAUGCUACUGUCAGGUGGGCCCACUCUCAGCUUGUGGCCACUGGGCCCUGUGCAGGGGAGCGAUGGUGAACCCGUUGUCUUCUCCAACAUGUCUCUGGCUGGUGCUUGGUCACACUGUGGGCCCUGAGGCCCGA